Messenger RNA from Paramisgurnus dabryanus, 4491 nucleotides. It is a transcript of the gene add3a, whose product is annotated as adducin 3 (gamma) a. Gene Ontology annotation, biological process: barbed-end actin filament capping. Lineage: Eukaryota; Metazoa; Chordata; Actinopteri; Cypriniformes; Cobitidae. Gene Ontology annotation, molecular function: actin filament binding. The record is from RefSeq and is a predicted model, not a curated record. Gene Ontology annotation, cellular component: postsynaptic density; cytoskeleton; plasma membrane.
UUCAGUUUCUUUCUGCUGCAGUCGCAGAUACACGCGAAGGCAGUCCCGCAUACGAGCACACACAUACAUGCACAUUAUAGCUGAAUUUACAUUUUUUUUGGAAGGCAGAGGAGUGCCGCUGUGUGGGAGUCUCAUUUGCGCUGGUCUAAGCGGAAUUUACUAGACGUUUGUGGAGUUUUGGCGGUGUUUUAUCGAGUUUAAUCUCCUGAGGUAAUCUGGGAUUCGCGAGGCGGGAAUGAGAGAGAUGCGCUCGUGCGCUGAACGGACUUUCACUCUGUGAGGAGCAAACAGGUGUAAAAUAAAGCAGGGAAAUACAAUAGAGAUGAGUGGAGAGUCGAGACAGGGGGUGGUGACGAGCCCUCCCCCUUCAAGUGUGGGACAGAAAGAGUGCUACUUCGACCGUAUCGACGAGAACGACCCUGAAUACCUGCGGGCACGCAACAUGUCGCCAGACCUGCGACAGGACUUUAAUAUGAUGGAGCAGAAGAAAAGAGUCACACACAUACUACAGAGUCCUGCAUUUAGAGAUGAGCUGGAGGGACUGAUCCAGGAACAGAUGAACAAGGGGAAUGACCCAACGGGACUGCUCGCCCUACGCCAGAUCGCAGACUUCUUCAUGACCAGCUCCGUGGCCGGUUUUUCCACCUCUCCCCUUAGUUUGGGCAUGGUGACUCCAAUAAAUGACAUGUUUGGCGUGGAGACCAAUAGUAUGGUGAAAGGGGAGAAACAGAUUCGCUGCAAACUGGCCAGCCUCUACAGAUUAGUCGACCUGUUUAGUUGGGCCCACUUCACGAACUGUUACGUAACGGUUCGUGUCAGUAAGGAGCAGGAUCAUAUCCUCAUCAUUCCCAGAGGACUGUCCUUUGCCGAGGCCUCCGCAGCCAAUCUGGUAAAGGUGAAUAUACUUGGUGACGUGGUGGAACAGGGCUCUACCAACCUGCAGAUUCACCCGUCUGGCUUCAGCCCUCAUGCUGCCAUCUACUCCAUAAGACCUGACGUGCGCUGCAUCGUUCACAUACGCACACCGGCCACUGCUGCUGUGUCAUCUAUGAAGUGCGGCCUUCUUCCCAUCUCCCAGGAGGCUCUCAUCCUGGGUGACAUCGCCUACUACAACUAUCAGGGCAGCCUGGAUGAACACGAAGAGCGCAUGGAGCUCCAGAAAGCUCUUGGACCAUCAGCCAAGGUGUUGGUGUUAAGGAACCAUGGAGUUGUUGCUCUCGGGGAGACCAUUGAAGAGGCCUUUCACUAUAUAUACAAUGCUCAAUAUGCAUGUGAAGUUCAGGUGAAUGCGUUCUCAUGUGCAGGUGGAGUGGAGAACCUAAUCAUGCUGGAUCUGGAAAAGUUCAAACCCCGUACGCAGGGGGUGGCGCAGGCGGGGGUCAACAUGGGCUCUCAGACUAAGUGGAAACUGGGAGAGCUGGAGUUCGAGUCACUGAUGAGAAUGCUGGACAACCUGGGUUAUAGAACAGGCUACACAUACCGACACCCCAUUGUCCGGGAGAAACCGCGACACAAGAGCGAAGUGGAGAUCCCUGCGACGGUAACCGCGUUCAUGUUCGACGAUGACGACACUCCCCGUCUCCCUCUGAGAUUAAUGCAACAGCGACAGCAGAGAGAGAAAACACGCUGGCUCAAUUCACCCAAUUGCUAUAUGAAAGUGAACGUGGCGGAGGGAGACCGUGAAGAGUACGGACGUACAAAGACCAUGUGGAUGAAGUCAGAAGAAGGAAACAACGCAAGUGGGACUCCGAUCCGCAUUGAAGAUCCCAACCAGUUUGUCCCUCUGAACACAAACCCCACAGAAGUCCUGGAGAAGAGAAACAAGAUUCGUGAGCAGAACCGUUUUGACAUGAUGACAGCAGGCCCACAGUCACAGCGACUGGCAGGAAUUGUAGUGGAUAGACCACCGCCGUACACGGGCAAUGAUGAGGAACAGACCGGCCCUCUCCCUCCAAACCCCUUCACCGAGCUUAGCGAGAAAGCCCUGGAUGAAUACCGUAAGCAAGUGGAUGGGCAUGACCUCGGCCUUGACGAUGAUGAACAGCUCACUUCAGACGACGCUUCCACGCUGUCUCAAUCCGUCUCCCAAACUCAGUCUCUACAAAACACUCCGGCCAAAGAAGAGAACCACACAGGCGUGCUGCUAAACGGCAAAGACGGCCACGGCGAAGAUGAGGAGCUCCUAAAGCGCGUGAGCGAGCUGACCACCAGCGUGGAAAGCGUCGAGAUUACCGUACGCCCCGGGGAGAAGAUCAAAGAGGCUCUGACGCCCGAGAGCUCGCCGUCCAAAUCUCCCAACAAGAAGAAGAAAAAGUUCAGAACCCCGUCCUUCCUGAAGAAGAACAAAAAGAAAGAGAAGGUCGAAGCCUAGAUGAGAGUGUCCACACCCACCUUGUGUGUCUGUUUUUAAGUUUUUCAUUUCUUAACUGUUUCGUUUAAAAAAAAAAAUGGGAUCGAUUGGGAGGUGAAUAGAUGGAAUUACGUCCGUGCCAUGUCACGAAAUGGAUUUUAUAUGCGAAAAGCAGCAAACAAAAACUCCUGGGAAACUGGCUCCUGACGAAAAAACACGCAGCUGUACAUGGACACAGGUUGCUGACAUUAAUCUCGUUGAUAAGCCCGUACUGCAUUGUUUCAUAUUGUAUGUUUAUGAGAUUGGCACACCCCUGUUAUUUUGCCACCACAUCAUCUCUUGUGUUUGUUUGAAUUGCGUUGUAGCUGUAAGUGGACGGUCGGUGUCACACUACACGGGAGACGCUAAGGAAUCACACUGGAAACUGGGAUUAUUUCAACAGGGUUUUUUAGUUUAUUAUUAUAGAAAUGGGUGCGAAAUUUAGUAGUCGAGAUUAGCAGCCGCGACCCGUACGUGUGAUAAUCCUGUGUAGAGCCACUUCAUUACUGUUAUUUGCCAAACAAAAAAGCAAAAAAAGCAAUCACGUUUUAGUGAACUGUAAUCUCGUCUUGCAUUUUGAUUCGCUUUAAACAUCCAUUUUUUAUUUCAAAAUGAAUUUUCAUUUUUAUCCAUUCAGUUUUAUACUCACUUCUAUAUUUUAACAAAGAAGAAGAGAUCAAAUCUUAAAGCAUGUUUUGCUAGCGUCUGAAUUUCUAUAAUAUAGCGGUGCCUGAAUCGUGUAGUAGCUCAAAUUACUAAACACACAUGUAACGAAAAAUAUAUGAAAACUGGAGUGAUGUUAAUUAUAUAUGAAUAUAAAUAUAUCAUAUUUUUGUGCUGCACCUUUUUUGUGGUAUAUAAUUAUAUAUAUAAAAAACGAAACGAAUCUGUGGAUGAUUUCAGCGCUGAAGGAGAUUUAAAAGAAGGACAAUGGAGGCUAUGAAAUAUGGAAAUACAUUGGAGAAAUGUUUUAGCAUAUUAAAAAGUUUGGAGAAGGGAAAUGUGUUAACGUAUAAGGAAAAUAUAUAUAUAUAUAUAUAUAUAUUUCUAAACUGUAUUUUUGAAAAAAAAAUGUCGUUGGGUCCUAAAGCAAGUCAAGUGCAGGUCUAAUGGCUCUUCAUUGCAGGUUUUAUGGAUGAAAAUCAAAUCAAUGGCUAAACUUCUUCACGAAGGAUUAUUCUAGGCUGUUCUGGAGGACGUUACCAUUUUGAGUCACUCAUAAGUCACCCAUCAGGCCUGAAUAGCUUGCCAGGAUGUUGGUGUUACUAUGGUUACCUAAAAAUGGCAUUUUAUAUCCGAAACUGGAUUUAGUUUUUAUCAUCUUUCAGUCAGAUGAUGAUGUCAUGAGGUCACUGGUCAUUAGUUUCGCCCUACACUUUCAGAAAAAGGUACGGGAGCCGUACGUAGGUGUAAUUGGUACAUAUUAGGACCUUUAUUUUUAAAGGUAACGUGUUUUGUACCUUUCUGAUGGUGUGGUGUGAAUUUAAAGAUUAGCAGAUUGACCUCAGUUUCAACUCCUGAAUGUGGUGAUCGUAUAUCCCAAGGGGGGCAGAUGGCACCACGGAGCGUGAUGUAUCCCAGUGGGCAAUGUGAAGUAUUGGCUUGGGCAUAAAGAGAAAGAGAGAUGCUUUUAAGCUGUGGUAAUAGCAUGUGGUUUUGAACACGGGCCAGGAAUGGAUUAAACCCAUUUAAAGCUGGACCGGGCGCGAGUUUAGGAAGAGAUAACUGGGGCGGGUGGGGAGAUUGUUUUUAUUGCUUUCAAUUUAAUUGCCAUUUUCUUUUCAGUUCCUGGCUUUAUUUCAUUUCACCCUAUAGCUUAGUAAUGCUAUCCUUUAAGCAUUAACCGUUCUCAGCCUAAGUAAUGUGCAUCACAUUCUUAUGUUCCUUAAUAUCCAAAUCGGACCGUUUUGCACCUUGUUUUACUAACGCCUUUUUGUUGUAGUGGCUGGUUCAGAAGGCCUGUUGCUUUGGCAUGCAAGUUUGAGCCAAACCUUUUUUUUUGACCUGUGAAAUCGUAUAUAUGAAUGGUAAUCUAACGGACUUGCUUUUAGAUGUAUUGCUAAUCGAUGUAAAUUCACAAAUAAACUAUUUUAAGAUGCAAA